Molecule: messenger RNA, 925 nt
Organism: Phymastichus coffea
Lineage: Eukaryota; Metazoa; Arthropoda; Insecta; Hymenoptera; Eulophidae
Gene: Urm1
Product: ubiquitin-related modifier 1
Exons: 5
Coding region: 102-410 (102 amino acids)
Biological process (GO): tRNA thio-modification; protein urmylation
Cellular component (GO): cytoplasm; nucleus
Molecular function (GO): protein tag activity
Source: RefSeq, a predicted model, not a curated record
GCCGAAGACUGCUUGAAGAACAGAUAAUAACAAUAACGACGUUUCCCAAGGUUAAACCCUGCGAGUAGUUCGAACGCAGUACUUACCAGCAGGACGAAACAAUGGCAAGCGACGUCGGACUUCCGCUGAACAUCGAGUUUAGCGGCGGAGCGGAGUAUUUGUUUAACAACAAAAAAAAGCACAGUAUCACCUUACCAGCUGGCGAGAAAUGGACACUUGGAAAAUUGAUUAUCUGGAUUAGAGAUAACUUGUUGACCGAGCGAGCAGAGCUUUUUGUUCAAAAUGAUACUGUAAGACCUGGAAUACUCGUUUUAGUAAACGAAGCUGAUUGGGAAUUACUGGGCCAGGAGGAAUACGUGUUAGAAGCCAACGACACAGUGCUGUUUAUCUCGACUCUCCACGGCGGCUAAUGUCUCGAGGGAGCGUCUCUAUGCGGGAGGCUAUAUCCUACAACCAAACACUCGUGCACACGUGGAUAUUUGAAUGUAUAAAAUGUCUCUCGACCAAACGACUGCACUUCAGCGACUAUAAACGCGCGCACGCUUAUAUAAGCCCGCGCGGAAUCUUUUUUAAUUUUGAGCGAGCGAGCAGAAGCGUAUUGUGGAUCCUUUCUUUCUGUUUCAUAUUGUGAGUUUCAUUUAUCGAGGAGCUCGCAUUGUUGUAAAUACAGUAGGACGCGUCAAUCUAACGAAGGUAUUGUGUAUUUUCUGAAGUCCUCAUUGCAGGACAAUAAAGUGAUUUGAUAUUAUAUUAAAUAUUUUAAAACAUCCACAUUUAUUAUCAGAUAUGAUUACUUUCAAGGCGAGAAAUUCCUUCCUUUUCACAGUGAAUUUUAAUAACUCUGCAUUAAAUAAUUAAAAUGAUUUAAAGUUGAACAUUGCUUAUUUGAAAAUAUCUGAGAUAUUAGCCAGAUAAAACUUAUUAC